Messenger RNA from Mytilus trossulus (common blue mussel), 501 nucleotides. RefSeq names its product LYR motif-containing protein 2-like. The record is from RefSeq and is a predicted model, not a curated record. Lineage: Eukaryota; Metazoa; Mollusca; Bivalvia; Mytilida; Mytilidae. The coding region runs from base 71 to 325 and encodes 84 amino acids. Gene Ontology annotation, cellular component: mitochondrion. The transcript has 4 exons.
AAUAAAUCGAGUUAUCUCCCAUCUAACAACGAUUUAACAAACAUUUCAUGGCCAGUGGAUUCAAUUUAAAAUGGCAUCAAAAGCACCUCACAUGAUGUCUUUAUCAAAGUUUAUGCUGAGGUCAGAAGUUUUAAAAUUGUAUAGAAGUAUGUUGAGAGUUGUUCGGAGAAUUCCAGAUAAAAGUCAACAGAAGGAACUUAUAGAAUGGAUAAGACAUGAUUUUACUGCUAACAAAAAUUUACAAGAUGAGGAUGCUAUUAAAAUGAUGAUAACAAAAGGAAAACAGUCAAUGAGAGAAUUGGAGCAGUCGAUAUCUAUUUUAUGAUAAUGGAUUACAUUGCAAUGAUUGACACAAGCAGUUGAAACAAGGGUUUAGCCCUGUGAUGCCGACAUGAUGGUGGACCCUUUCGCUGUGCAAUAAAUGUAGACCUCUUAGGUCAAAUUUUUAUUCGACGGGAAACUAUGUGUAUGUGAUAAUGAAUAAAGAAUAUAGUUUUUCUA